Molecule: messenger RNA, 681 nt
Organism: Spathaspora passalidarum NRRL Y-27907
Lineage: Eukaryota; Fungi; Ascomycota; Pichiomycetes; Serinales; Debaryomycetaceae
Exons: 1
Coding region: 1-681 (226 amino acids)
Cellular component (GO): kinetochore
Molecular function (GO): nucleic acid binding
Source: RefSeq, a predicted model, not a curated record
AUGAAUUUUAAACUAGUAGAGCCUACAUCCAAUAAGCCAGAAAUCCCUGAUGAACAACAUGAAAACAAGAUCAAUCGGUCAUUAUUUACAAAUCAAUCCUCUAAAUCUAUUGGUCUUUCAAUUAUGGAGAAAAUGGGCUUUAAAGUUGGAGAUUCGUUGGGUGUAAACAAUAAUAAUGCCAUUAAAGAACCGAUACUAAUUCAGAAACGUACACACAGAAUUGGUCUUGCUGUAGGGCAAAAUAAAACUGAACCCAUGCCUACAUAUUCCAAAGAAAAAGUAGAUGACUUGAAAAAACGGUUGGUUAAUCACUCCAAACAACAAGUCGAGAUUAAAGAAGUUCGCAAAAUCAUGAAACUUUGUUUGGAAAUGAGUGGUGAGUAUGAUAAGUAUCUUGAAGAUUCUGACAUAGAUGGAGUGAAUGAACUAUGGAGACCAUACUUGAUUGAAUCUGAAUCAAGUCGACAACGGUAUAAAUUCACCACUGUCAAAGAAAAGACAAAGCAAAUACCAACUACGAUAGUAGAUCUAGUAGAAGAUUUAGAACAACGCUCAAGUCGGCUACUUGACUACUUACGCGAUACCCAUUCAUAUUGCUGGUAUUGUGGAACCAAAUUCAAUGAUCAAGUGGAUCUAGUUACUAAUUGUCCCGGCAGAUCUCGUGAUGUGCAUUUAAUAUAA